AAUCAUCAUUCCACUUAGUUACUUACUACUAGUUACCUGGUUCGGAGGAGGGGAUUCCGCAACAAUUUAUUGUCCCCCUCUUUUUCUUAGGCUGCUAUCAAAGAACACCACCCGUCAAGUCUUCCACCCCCAGUGAUUUACUACAGCUGGUACCUGAAAGUCCAAAGCUCCGACCAGGGCAUAUCAACGCCCACCCUCCACUCAGGUCGCGUUCCUUGUCCCCCUUCGUUCAGCACCCCUGUGUUGUCUUGACGAAGGGAUAACGAAGUGUCAGCCCACGUAGAAAAUGGCCCAACAACAAAAUGACAAUGUUAUGCGAAGGAAGUUGGUGAUUAUUGGAGAUGGUGCUUGUGGGAAAACUAGUUUGCUGAGUGUCUUCACCCUUGGUUAUUUUCCGACUGUCCCCACGGUUUUCGAAAAUUAUGUGACGGAUUGCAGAGUUGAUGGCCGGUCGGUACAAUUAGCAUUAUGGGAUACGGCUGGCCAAGAAGACUAUGAACGGUUACGUCCGCUAGCAUAUUCCAAAGCGCAUGUGAUUCUGAUCGGGUUCUCGGUGGAUACUCCGGAUUCCUUGGAGAACGUCAAGCACAAGUGGAUCGAGGAGGCCAAUGAGCGGUGCCCAGGUGUGCCGAUAAUCCUAGUUGGCUUGAAGAAAGAUCUCCGGGAAGACCCUCUCGCAAUUGAGGAGAUGAGAAAGAAGUCCCUAAAAUUCGUCACAUCGAAGGAAGGAAGUGACAUUUCGACUCAAAUCGGCGCCAGAAAGUACUUGGAAUGCUCCUCCUUGACCGGGGAGGGGGUUGACGACGUCUUUGAAGCUGCUACACGUGCUGCUCUUCUCACGUUCGAAAAGCGUAAAAGCUCAUGCUGCAUCGUGCUAUGAUGCAACAUCCAUGGCUUGUGUUAUAUAUGUCGACUAAGGGGGUUCGGCUCAAGGGUCUGCCAGCAGCAACGGAGAUAAUCACGCCGUCCUGGCAUUAUCAAUAUGCCUAACGGACUCAGCCUGGCCCACGCGUUCCGUCGAGUUUCUUAGAUUGGAUUACCAAAAGGGAGGGUAAAAUCUUCGAUGUUGAUCG
Messenger RNA from Aspergillus nomiae NRRL 13137, 1073 nucleotides. RefSeq names its product putative Rho GTPase Rho 2 (gene rho2). The transcript has 4 exons. The coding region runs from base 287 to 880 and encodes 197 amino acids. The record is from RefSeq and is a predicted model, not a curated record. Lineage: Eukaryota; Fungi; Ascomycota; Eurotiomycetes; Eurotiales; Aspergillaceae. Gene Ontology annotation, biological process: small GTPase-mediated signal transduction. Gene Ontology annotation, molecular function: GTP binding; GTPase activity.